This is a messenger RNA of Micropterus salmoides (largemouth bass), 1094 nucleotides long. RefSeq names its product beta-2-microglobulin-like. The coding region runs from base 16 to 366 and encodes 116 amino acids. The transcript has 3 exons. Gene Ontology annotation, molecular function: MHC class II protein complex binding. The record is from RefSeq and is a predicted model, not a curated record. Gene Ontology annotation, cellular component: MHC class II protein complex. Gene Ontology annotation, biological process: immunoglobulin production involved in immunoglobulin-mediated immune response; positive regulation of T cell activation; antigen processing and presentation of exogenous peptide antigen via MHC class II. Lineage: Eukaryota; Metazoa; Chordata; Actinopteri; Centrarchiformes; Centrarchidae.
AAGAAUUGAUCAAACAUGAGGAUUCUUUUGUGCCUAGCAGCUCUCACAGCUGUCUGCUUUGCUCAGGACGCCAAACACACUCCUCCCAAGGUCCAGGUUUACAGCCGAAACCCAGGAGAGUAUGGGAAGGAAAACGUCCUGAUUUGCCAUGUGAGUGGCUUCCACCCCCCUGACAUCACAAUCCAGCUUCUGAAGGAUGGAGUGGAACUCCCUGGCGCAAGGCAGACCGACCUGGCCUUCAAACAGGAUUGGCGCUUCCAUCUGACCAAGAAUGUGGACUUCACGCCAGUGAACGGGGAUAAGUUCGUCUGCAAGGUCACUCACGGGGAUAAGACUAAUGAUUAUGUGUGGGAGCCAAACAUGUAACUCAGCUUGUCAGCUACUGCAGCGUACAUUCAUCAUGUCUUCAAUCAACAGGAUCAGAUUCUCCCGACUUCUGACUUCUGACUUUUCUUCUCAUAAACCAAAUGUCAACACCAUAUUAAGGGAACUUAAAAAUAAAUUUUCAUUUACUAUGUUAAUAUAAGAAAGUGCGCGGGCUGCAGGUCUUUGAGACAUUUGUAUUUAGCAUUUCGCUUGUGUGUUAGGUAGAUUGUUUGCAACUUAUUUUCCAGCCUUUUAUACUGAAAAGUGUAUGAUUUAAUUGAAUUGUUUCUGUUUGUUUCUGUACACAAACUGUUAUUUUUUUAGUUUUAAUGACAAUCGAUUUCUUUUACCUGAAUGAGGCAAUCAAAUUGUAAUUGGUCAAAUCAAUAAUACGUGAAUGGGGUGUGCUUUCUUGAUUUGUUAUUUAAGAUUAUUUGUUAACACCCAUUAAAUAAAUGCCUCUUGAAAAAUCUUCAGUCUUUUUUUAAACAACCUUCCUUAUUCCAGGGAUAUUGAUCAAUAUGUUUGCUUUUUGACUUUAUGAAGCCAAUGGUAACUUCAGGUGGACAAAGAAGGAACUCAAUAUAAUGUGUAGACAUUUAACCCAUACAUACUGUUCAUAUUCUAUACAUUCACAGUAUGAAAGACUAAAGAAUACCUUCAAGUGGAACACAGAUGAAUUUAGAAUGCAUAAAUCUGCCAUUAAUAAAUGGGUGAUUAAUCCUUAA